GGCCACGCCCACCCCGCGGGGCAUCGGAGCGCGAGCGGAGGUUGCGGUCGGUCCCCGCCGGCGCCACGCCCAGGCGUGCGGAGCGCGGUUCCCGGCGUCGCUACCCGCGGUCAUGUGACACAGCCAAGAUGGCGUCGCCCGCCUCCCUGUGGCUCUUGGCGGUCGCUCUCCUGCCCUGCACCGGCGCUGCUGGGGCACCGAGGCAGCACGACCCGCCGACUCCGCUGCCGCUGGUGAUCUGGCAUGGGAUGGGAGACAGCUGUUGCAAUCCCUUGAGCAUGGGUGCUAUUAAAAAAAUGGUUGAAAAGAAAAUACCUGGAAUUUACGUCUUAUCUUUAGAGAUUGGAAAGACCCUAAUAGAGGACGUGGAAAACAGCUUCUUCUUGAAUGUUAAUUCCCAAGUGAAAACAGUGUGUGAGACUCUUACUAAGGAUCCUAAAUUGCAGCAAGGCUAUAAUGCUAUGGGGUUCUCCCAGGGAGGUCAAUUUCUGAGGGCAGUGGCUCAGAGAUGCCCAUCACCUCCCAUGAUCAAUCUGAUUUCAGUGGGAGGACAACAUCAAGGUGUUUUUGGACUCCCUCGAUGCCCAGGAGAGAGCUCUCACAUCUGCGACUUAAUCAGAAAAACACUGAAUGCUGGAGCUUACUCCAAAGCUGUUCAAGAACGCCUGGUACAAGCUGAAUACUGGCAUGACCCCAUAAAGGAGGAUGUGUAUCGCAAUCACAGCAUCUUCUUGGCAGAUAUAAAUCAGGAGAGGGGUGUCAAUGAAUCCUACAAGAAGAAUCUGAUGACCCUGAAGAAGUUUGUGAUGGUGAAAUUCCUCAACGAUUCCAUUGUGGACCCUGUAGAUUCUGAGUGGUUUGGAUUUUACAAAAGUGGCCAAGCCAAGGAAACCAUUCCCUUACAGGAGACUUCCCUGUACACACAGGAUCGCCUGGGGCUAAAGGAAAUGGACAAAGCAGGACAGCUAGUGUUUCUGGCUAUAGAAGGGGACCAUCUUCAGCUGUCUGAAGAAUGGUUUUAUGCGCACAUCAUACCAUUCCUUGAAUGAGACCCUUGCAGUUUGCAACAGAGCUCAGGGAGCCCUCUUCCAAACCACGUGAGACAGUUUCCUUCAUGCCCAAGCCUGAGCUCCGAUCCAGCUUGCAACUAAUCCUUCUCUCCUGUCAUCAUCUAACAUGCCCUACUUGGAAAGAUCUAAGAUCCGAAUCUUAUCCUUUGCCACCCCCCUAUCACCAUAUGGUGUAGAAUGCAAGUUUAAUUAGUUAAAAUCCAUGGAGAUUGUUUUACAGUCUUUUGAUGUGGUCAAGCUGCCUUAGGAAAGGGAGUCUGCUACAGAUCAAUGCCAGAACUGUGCCCAGGCCCAGAUGAGAUUGAACAAAUUAAAGCAAUGAGAUCGAUUCUACAGGCAAACCUCCUCCCAAGUCUAGCCACAUUUCAUGCAAAGAGGUACCCAGGGCUGUGGUACUCACAUAAAUGCUUUCUCAGUUUUGCUGGUGAUUUAACCAGUGCUUGGAAAAGUACUUAGUUAUUUCUGCAUGAUUUCUUAAGGCUGUCUUCUCUUGGAGUAUGAUGCUUUCUGUACUGUCUUAGCAAUUAUUAGACAAAUAAUAAUUUGGCCUACUAUCUUGCCUUUGCAGUACUCAUUUUGUCUCCUCCGGUAGUGAUGAAUUAGUCGCUCUGUCACAAAAGGAGGGAAGUGGCUCCCAGUUGGGUUGCUUGAGAGAGGAAAUGUCCAUCUUGUAUAAUUUAGAUGGGGGGGAGGGAUAGUAGAAGUGAAAAACGAGGCAGCUAGUUCUUCCCAUUCCAUACUUGACCAACCUGCCCUCUCUUAAUAUGAUUAGUGGUGUGGAUGCUAGUGUUACUCUACUGCUGGCUUUAGCGGAGACUGGGAGGAACAAUGUGAAGAUCAAGCUUUCUAAGUUCAUCCCCCCAAAGUCAUAUUUACCAGCAUACUCCAAACUGUUUAUGAUGUGUUCUGUGAGAAAAGGAUUGUUUGCUCAAAGAGCUUAGAAAAUAUUAUACACUCCCCUUUUCCUUUUGGGGAAAUCAGUCCACAUUAGAAUAUCUAAGGACUCUGAGAAUUCCUAUUACAGUAGACAAAACUAACCUUAACUUACCAUUUCCUACACUAUUUAAGCAUGGAAAUCAUAGCCCCCACUCUGAAAACUUAUUAGCACUUUUUGAAAGACUGUUUUGUAGCACGCCAGUUGGGAUGCUUGAUGAAAAGACCUUGUUGGUGCUGCUAAGUUUACCCUUUAUGGUUUUUCCUUACUCUUGCUCAAGCCUUGUUCUUCAACUAAAAGAUGAGGAUUAAGGGCAAGAAGUGGGGGGAUGUGAAGAUAAUUUUAUGAGGUUGUCUAAAAUAAAGAGUAGUUUUCUUA
Molecule: messenger RNA, 2382 nt
Organism: Carlito syrichta (Philippine tarsier)
Lineage: Eukaryota; Metazoa; Chordata; Mammalia; Primates; Tarsiidae
Gene: PPT1
Product: palmitoyl-protein thioesterase 1
Exons: 9
Coding region: 129-1049 (306 amino acids)
Biological process (GO): protein depalmitoylation; receptor-mediated endocytosis; nervous system development
Cellular component (GO): lysosome
Molecular function (GO): palmitoyl-(protein) hydrolase activity
Source: RefSeq, a predicted model, not a curated record